Onychostoma macrolepis is the source of this 591-nucleotide messenger RNA. Its product is annotated as cytochrome c oxidase copper chaperone. Gene Ontology annotation, cellular component: mitochondrial intermembrane space. Bases 156 to 359 code for a protein of 67 amino acids. Gene Ontology annotation, molecular function: copper ion binding; copper chaperone activity. The record is from RefSeq and is a predicted model, not a curated record. Lineage: Eukaryota; Metazoa; Chordata; Actinopteri; Cypriniformes; Cyprinidae. The transcript is spliced from 4 exons. Gene Ontology annotation, biological process: mitochondrial respiratory chain complex IV assembly.
UGUUGUUUUUAUUUAAUGGCAUUGACCCGGAAGCUACGCGACACUUCCGCUUUCGCGGGGUUCUUCUGUUAUUUGACAGCUGCAGGUUGUGUAAGGAAGGACGCACGUGAGCGCACCAGUCCAUACAUCAUAUAGAACAGUGUUUGUAAGUGGAAAUGUCGAGCCUGUCAGCAGCCAGUGUGGAGGCUUCACCAGCAAUAGAGGGGGCAGAGCAGAAGAAACCUCUCAAACCAUGCUGUGCGUGUCCUGAGACCAAAAAAGCACGAGAUGCCUGCAUAAUUGAUAAGGGAGAGGAAAGCUGCACAGACCUCAUUGAAGCACACAAGGAGUGCAUGAGGGCACUUGGUUUUAAGAUAUAAUACCACCACCACCACCAUCAUCAUCAUCAUCUGAUUGAGUGAAUGUGUGUGACAACCUGUGUGAAAUGGGAUCCGGUGUGCUCUUUUAUUUAUAUUUUUACACUGCAGGGAAGAUUAUGCGGGGCUGAAUUUAUUUCUCUGAGGGAAAUGUCUGUCUUUUCUUUCUCUUUCUUUCAUAUGUGAUUUAUGUACAUUUAUGGACAAUAAAGAUCCUAUGCAAGAUGUUAACCCA